GAGAGAGAGACAGAGACAGAGACAGAGACAGAGACAGAGACAGAGACAGAGAGAGAGAGAGAGAGAGAGAGAGAGAGAGAGAGAGAUUGUUAUUGUAACCCAGAUUCUACUCUGUAGAUGGGCCUCGGGUGGGGUGGAGCCUGAGAGUUGAGCAUUAGAUGGGAGGAGUCAGAGGUGAUGAUGUCACAGGAACAGAUCCUCAUUCAGCUCAUUCACGGCUGGGAUUGAUUUGUUGUGUGUGUGAUCACUCAGAGAAGAUGAUUAAAGCUGCAAAUCAAACAACACAAGUUGUGUUUGUGAGGUGAUGGUGGGACUUCCGCAGUAAGAUGUAGAAUCCAGAUGCAGAGGAAGAGAAACACAAAGAGGAAGGAACCAGACGUCUGAACGGCGCAAACACAGAGAGAGGGAGAGACGGUUUCAAUCUCUCCAUUCAUUUGUCAGAGAAACUCACAGUGACCUUUGACCUCCACCAUGUGUCAUGUGAUUGUGACGUGUCGCUCGAUGCUGUGGACACUGCUGAGCAUCGUGGCCGCAUUCAGCGAGCUCAUCGCCUUCAUGAGCACCGAUUGGCUGGUGGGAUUCCCGCGGACGCCGGACACGGUGUUUUCCCCCCACGGGGCGACGGCGGCGGGCGAGGCGUACCGCCCCACGCUGGGCAUCUACGGCCGAUGUAUCCGGCUGCCUCACCAUCGGCGGGGUGUUAUGUGUGGACCGUACGCUGUGCAUUUUGGAGAGAUCGCCAGCGGGUUCUGGCAGGCCACAUCUAUCUUCCUCGCCACUGGAAUUCUGCUGCUGUGCGCCGUGGCCUUUAUAUCCGUGUUCACCAUGUGCUUCCAAAGUAUUCUGAAGAAAAGCAUCUUUAAUGUGUGUGGACUGCUGCAGGCCGUCGCAGGUCUGUUUCUGAUACUGGGUCUGAUGUUGUACCCCGCUGGUUGGGGUUCUGAUAAGGUCCAGCUAUACUGUGGUGCGGACGCGUCGCCCUAUAAACUGGGCCUGUGUUCUAUGGGCUGGGCGUUCUACACGGCGCUGGGCGGCACCGUCCUCACCUUCAUCUGUGCUGUGUUCUCCGCUCAGGCUGAGAUCGCCACGUCCAGUGAUAAGGUCCAGGAGGAGAUAGGAGAGGGCAAGAGUCUCAUCUGUCUGCUGUAGAAGAGCUCAUUAAAGACUGGAGCCCACCCCACCGUCAGUCUCUGUUGUACUGUUGUUUGCCAGCUGAUGUAAAUAUGUGUGUAAAUAAUGUAAAUAUGUUUCUGCAGGAGCGACUCGCUCCAUCACACCUGAAACCACUGAGCAGAAUCGCUCACAUUCUCCUCUGAUUGAAGUUUUCUGUGUUCUGAGGAUUACCGUGGUGAAGAGUAUUUGUGUCUGUUUUCUUGUGUGUUUGUCAGUGGGAUUGCAGAACUGAACUCAGAUCAGUAUUUUUGUGUUGAUGAUGGAUUCGAGUUCACAGAUGAAGUGCCAAAAUGAAUGUCAGAGUGUUUCAGUGUCACAUCUUCAUUGAUCAUGUCUUACAGCACAAAGAGCCAAAGACAUGUACUCACUCCAACUGUCUGUCUGUGUGUGUGUGUGCGUGUGUGUGUGUGUGUGUGUGCGCGCGCGCGCGUGUGUGUGUGUGUGUGUGCGUGUGUGCGCGUGUGUGUGUGUGUGUCUGUCUGUCUGGUUCACUCAUUAUAUCUCCUCUCAUCUCUGUCAAAUAAAGAAGCCAUGACACAAUACAGUUGAGCGUCUGCUGUCUGUUUUUCACUUGAAUUUCCUGCAAAACAUUCUGAAGGUCAGUGCCCCCUGGCAGCAUCAGAGGAUAUGUGUGUGUGUGUGUGUGUGUGUGCGUGUGUG
This is a messenger RNA of Triplophysa rosa, 1833 nucleotides long. RefSeq names its product LHFPL tetraspan subfamily member 2a (gene lhfpl2a). The coding region runs from base 472 to 1149 and encodes 225 amino acids. The record is from RefSeq and is a predicted model, not a curated record. Gene Ontology annotation, cellular component: membrane. The transcript is spliced from 3 exons. NCBI's taxonomy places the organism in Eukaryota, Metazoa, Chordata, Actinopteri, Cypriniformes, Nemacheilidae.